AAAUUAUCUAUAACUUUCACCACCCAGCGUCGGGUGUCGUUUCUUUAAAGCCUUUCCCUCCUUAAACCUUUGAUUUCUAGGUGCAGACUGCAGGGAAACUGAAAAACCGUAGUUUCGCUUGUCUUCGAUAACCGAAAAUGACCGCCGAAGCCGUGAAUCCGAAAGCGUACCCACUGGCCGAUGCCCAGCUCACAAUAACCAUUCUAGACCUUAUUCAACAAGCUGCCAACUACAAACAGCUGAAAAAGGGUGCAAAUGAAGCUACCAAGACGCUCAACAGGGGCAUAUCAGAGUUCAUAGUAAUGGCAGCUGAUACUGAGCCGCUCGAAAUUCUUCUCCACCUUCCUCUACUCGCCGAAGAUAAGAAUGUGCCCUAUGUCUUUGUUCCUUCCAAGCAAGCCCUUGGCAGAGCAUGUGGAGUCACAAGACCUGUGAUUGCUUGUUCUGUGACGAGCAACGAAGGAAGCCAGUUGAAAUCCCAAAUACAGCAACUGAAGGAUGCCAUUGAGAAACUCCUAAUCUAAAAUAGCAGAUGAUGUCUUUUCAGUAUGAUGGGCCUCUCAGAUCCUAUAACUUGGUCUGAAGGCUUUGACUGAUGCAAGUUGUGUCACUAGGGUGUUUGUACUCCCCAUAAUUAGCGAUUUUAUUCUUCCUUUUCAACGAAUGGAAGCACGUUACAGUUAGAGUUAAUAGAAACUCAUUGUUGUAGAUUGCUUAAAGUUAUUAUCAGGUGUCUUACAUGCUAUGAAUGGAGUGAGAACUAUGUUGAGAAUGAGAUUCACUUGUAGAACUCAAUUCAGGUU
Messenger RNA from Telopea speciosissima, 803 nucleotides. Its product is annotated as NHP2-like protein 1. Bases 138 to 524 code for a protein of 128 amino acids. Gene Ontology annotation, molecular function: RNA binding. The record is from RefSeq and is a predicted model, not a curated record. Gene Ontology annotation, cellular component: nucleolus; box C/D methylation guide snoRNP complex; small-subunit processome. Gene Ontology annotation, biological process: mRNA splicing, via spliceosome; maturation of SSU-rRNA; ribosome biogenesis. NCBI's taxonomy places the organism in Eukaryota, Viridiplantae, Streptophyta, Magnoliopsida, Proteales, Proteaceae. The transcript has 5 exons.